Messenger RNA from Vespula pensylvanica (western yellowjacket), 2155 nucleotides. Its product is annotated as GDNF-inducible zinc finger protein 1-like. NCBI's taxonomy places the organism in Eukaryota, Metazoa, Arthropoda, Insecta, Hymenoptera, Vespidae. The record is from RefSeq and is a predicted model, not a curated record. Bases 830 to 2092 code for a protein of 420 amino acids. Gene Ontology annotation, cellular component: nucleus. The transcript is spliced from 6 exons. Gene Ontology annotation, biological process: regulation of transcription by RNA polymerase II. Gene Ontology annotation, molecular function: protein binding.
UUUUAUAAGGUAACAAUAUUCGUUUUGUUCAAUAAGAUAUUAUAAGAUAAUCACUGUUUCAUUAUAAUUAGGUAUUAAUAAUUAUAUUCAAAUAAUUCAGAAAUAUGAUUGAAUAAUGAAAAAAAUCUAUAUAUUUUUCUAGUUCAAUUUUAAAGGAUCUAUCAAUACUUUUUUUUUUACAAUGAAAAAUCUAUAAGCUUUAUUUUUUUAUUUAUGCUACAAGAAGCAAUUCAGUAGUUAUAAAAAAAAUCUGAAUUUGUGAUUACACAAAAUCAUAAGCACUUCCAAUAAUAUAUACGUAUAGAGCGGAAAACGGGAAGAACAUACCUUUUUUGUAUAUUGGAUGUUUUGUGAUAUUUUCUCGUUAACAUUUUUUUUUCUAAAUAUUUUUAGAAGUAGUUAAAUUUUGUUUACGAUAUCGAAGUUGUGGCUUUUAUUUAAUUAAUAUUUGAUUAUUUAUUUUAAAAUCUAUAAUUUUAAGUUUACAAUCUAUAUAAAUUAUACAUCUUUUAAAUUUGGCGCGAACGAAAUUAGCGUAUUAUGUAGUGACUGUACUUACACUUCCAUUGCAUACUACAAAAUGUUUGCUUCUUAUUUAGUUUUCCUAUCAAAUUUUACUUUAAGGUAACAAUAAAUAGAAUACCAGAUAUUUUUAAAUUCUAAAAAGAAUAUUUCAAAUAAGAAUAAAAACUAUGUUACUGUAAUGUAUUAUUUAUAAUUAUUAUAUGCUUUAAAUCAUAUAUACAUAUAUUUACAUGUAUAUAUACAUAACAGGAGAACAAGUUCCAAAGUACUUUAUAUUUUCUAUGGGUUAUUUGUUUAAGCAACAAUGUCUGGAGAACAAUUUUCUUUAAUAUGGAAUAGUUUUCCAAGAAAUUUAUCUUCUGGUUUAUAUACUUUAUUAAUUGACGAACAACUUGUUGAUGUAACUUUAACAGCUGAAGGCAAAAUUUUAAGGGCACAUAAGUUGAUAUUAUCAGUUUGUAGUACAUAUUUCAAUAGACUUUUCAAGGAAAAUUCUUGUAAACAUCCAAUUGUAAUACUAAAAGAUGUCAAUUAUCGUGAUUUAUCUGCUAUGCUUCAAUUCAUGUAUCAAGGGGAAGUUAAUAUUAAACAAGAGGAUAUUGGCAAUUUUUUAAAAGUAGCAGAAAUAUUGCAGAUAAAAGGGUUAACCACAGAAAGAAAUGAGAAAAAAGACAGAAUAUUGGAUAAUAAUAUCCAAGAAAUGGAUUGCUACUUUGAUAUAAAAACAGAUAGAGAAAAUCACCUUACUUCUGUAGAAGAUAUUUAUCAGUGUGAGAAAUUAACAAAAUCUUUAAAAUGUAAGAAGGUACAAAGAGAAAAUACAAUUCUUCCUUCAAGUUCUGUAAUAAAAAGUUUCAGUAUUAUGGAAAGAAAUCUAACAAAUGAAAUUCCUUAUCCCAAAAAAUUAGUUUCUCAUACAGAUUAUAGUCCACAAAGAACAUUAUUUAUCGAAACUUAUAAAAAUAUUGAUACUACAAAGGAACCAUUUGAUUGUACCUCUGAUAUAAAUCACACAAAAACAAUACAAUACAAAUCCUCAAAUUAUAUGGAUGAUAUGGAUAUAAAAGCAAUGUAUAAAUCACAAAUGUUAAAUGAAGUAUUUUGUAAUAUUGAGAAUGUACAUAAAUCAGAUUCUGAAUCAGAUAUGCAUUUAAAAACUGCUAAUCAAUCUCUUGGUCUGACUAGUAUGGUGAUAGAAGAACGUAAAAACUUGACAGAUGAUGCAGCUAAUUGUGGCGGAAAGCAUAGAUAUAUCAAAGGUAAUCCUAAUAGUACAUUAUCCCUGGAAACAACACUGCGUCUAGUUUCAGAAAUUAGACCAACAUUCUAUAUGGAAAAGGGUAAAUUAAUGCGGGUUUAUUCAUGUCCUUGGUGUCUUCGUAAUUUUACACGCAGAGAAAAUCUAAAAUUACAUGUUCGUUAUAUUCAUGGUCCACUUGAAAGUCUUACAUGUAAGCUUUGUGGCAAUAAAUAUAAAAACAGCAACAGCUUGCGUGUACACUCUUACCUUUAUCAUAAUGCUAAACGAGACAAACAUAAUAAAUCACUUGUAAAUAAUAAUAAUUAGAAAUGGACAAGAUUACAAGUAUUUUUGUAUACCACAAUAAUAAUAAUUAUUUACAAGAUAUUA